Molecule: messenger RNA, 1716 nt
Organism: Botrytis deweyae
Lineage: Eukaryota; Fungi; Ascomycota; Leotiomycetes; Helotiales; Sclerotiniaceae
Exons: 3
Coding region: 1-1716 (571 amino acids)
Source: RefSeq, a predicted model, not a curated record
AUGGCCACAAUCCUAUUCAACGAAGGGCACCCCGGACCCAAAUACGCCCAAGAUGCCCCAACCAAAAAACAGCUUCUGAACAAUAUCAUCGACGGCAUGGCUCGAACACGACCCAACGCACUCUGGGCCGUAACACCCAUCUCAUUCACCAGCUACUCUGAAGGUUUUCGAAAAGUCACAUAUUCCGCGCUUGCAAAUGCCGUGAAUGGUAUUGCGUGGUGGUUAACCGAUCAGCUUGGUUCUGGAUUCGGAAAGGAUUUUCCAACUGUUUGUUAUAUGGGUUGGAAUGAUCUGAGAUAUGUUACUAUGGUCUUAGGUGCAGUGAAAGCUGGCUAUAAGAUACUUCUCGUCUCGCCGUAUAACAGUAAUGAGGGAAACAUCAGUCUAUUUAACGCACUGGACUGUCAAGUUUUAGCAACUACAGAUCCUGUUCCACUAGGAGUGCCCGUUUUACUUGACAGCAUGCCCAAGUUACGCACCAUUACUGUUCCAGAUGUUAGCGAGCUUCUAGAGAAAAGUUACAAACAUUUUCCCUUCAGCAAAACUUUCAACGAGGCCAAGGAUGAACCUCUAGUCUGUCUUCACACAUCCGGAACGACUGGUCUACCGAAACCCGUUAUCUAUCCUCACGACUUUGUAUCGACAUAUAUGAGAAUGGCGCAAUUAGCUUCCCCUGAGGGGUUUGAAUCGAGAGAAAAGCAGUACCAAGGCACACGAGUUUUUAUGAAUCUUCCACCAUUUCAUGCAAGAUACGCAUCAAGCAUAAACGCACUAUCCGAAUCACUAGCCAAUCAGAACAUCGUCAUAUUCCCUCUACCAAUGGAACGAGCUACCGCCUCAUCGCUGGUCGAGAUUAUGAAACACACGCCAGUAGACGCACUAUGUGCACCUCCAUGGAUGGUACACGAGAUUGCGACCAAUCCCGAAAUCUUGGAAGAAUUGGUGGCCCGGAAACUCGACGUUAUAUGGUAUGGCGGCGGCGACUUACCACAACAAUUCGGCGAUAUCAUAACCUCUAAAUUCAAAUUCUGGAAUUCGAAUGGCUCUACGGAAACAUCCCCAUUUCCAAAUAUCUACAAGUCAGGAGAAUGGCCGGCAGAUGAUUGGAAAUAUCAAUGUACUCAUCCUGCUGCAGGUUUGGAAUAUCGGGUUUUCUCGGACGAUGAUCAGCUUUAUGAAGCAGUCAUCGUACGGAAUUCCGAUCCUGAGUUUGAACAACCAGUGUUCAAACUCUAUCCGGAUUUGAACGAGUAUUCUACCAAGGAUUUAUUCUCUCCUCAUCCCACAAAGGAAGGGUUAUGGACAUACCGUGGGCGUACCGACGAUAUGAUUUUGGUGGUUGUGGAUAAUGUGGCAACUCGUCCAUUCAAUCCACAAUAUAUGGAACAUGCAGUGACAAACCAUCCUGAUGUCAAGGAUGGAGUUAUGGUUCCCGCUGGAAAGUUUUUCAACGAGAGAUUUGCAACCAAAACUGCACUUCUUGUUGAUUUGAAAGAUAGCAUUGAUGCGACAGCUCUUGGCUAUAAAGAAAAGCUGGUUGAAGAAAUUUGGACUAUUGUUAAUGGUAUCAAUGAGAAAUACAGAGAAGAAGCUUGGGUGCGGAAGGAAUGCAUCGUUAUUGCCAAACCACAGAAACCCCUUCCGAGAAACCCAAAAGGCUCUAUUCAACGGACUAGAGCUAUGGAAUUGUACGCAAAAGAGCUAGAGAGUCUCUAA